Lactuca virosa is the source of this 1592-nucleotide messenger RNA. NCBI's taxonomy places the organism in Eukaryota, Viridiplantae, Streptophyta, Magnoliopsida, Asterales, Asteraceae. The record is from the annotation of a GenBank genome assembly.
AUGGCAUUGUAUCUUCUCUACGAAUCUGCGUCUGGAUACGGACUGUUUUUGGCCCACGGUAUUGAUGAAAUUGGGCAAAACACAGAGGCUGUUCCCCUUGAUGCUCUCAACCAGUGCAAUGCCGUCUCUGAAGGCCAAAUGACAGAAGAACUGAGAAACUUCUUGGAGCUCAGCCUUCCUAAAGUCAAAGAAGGUAAGAAACCAAAGUUCAGCUUAGGAGUAGCCGAUCCAAAAAUUGGGUCUCAAAUACAUGAAGAAACCAAGAUCCCCUGCCAAAGCAACGAGUUUGUUCUCGAGCUCAUUAGAGGCAUCCGUUUGCAUUUUGAUAGAUUCAUCGACAAUCUCAAGCCUGGUGACUUGGAGAAAGCACAACUUGGUCUCGGCCAUAGCUAUAGCAGGGCAAAAGUCAAGUUCAAUGUUAACCGUGUUGACAAUAUGGUUAUUCAAGCAAUUUUCCUUCUAGAUACUCUUGAUAAAGAUGUCAAUUCGUUUUCCAUGAGAGUCAGAGAAUGGUACUCAUGGCAUUUUCCUGAGCUAGUCAAGAUAGUGAAUGACAACUAUUUGUAUGCUAAACUUGCAAAAUUUAUAGAGGACAAAUCAGAGUUAUCAGAAGAUAAAUUAUCAGGUCUAGUAGAUAUACUCGGUGAUGAAGAUAAAGCAAAGGAAGUGGUUGAAGCUGCCAAAGCAUCAAUGGGGCAGGAUUUGUCACCUGUUGACUUGAUCAAUGUGAAGAUGUUUGCUCAGAGGGUAACGGAGCUUGCUGAGUAUAGAAAGAAGCUCCUCACAAAUCUCGCCAAGUGUCCUUCAUCUACCCUUCAAAUCCUUGGUGCUGAAAAGGCCCUUUUCAGGGCUUUGAAAACUAAAGGGAACACUCCGAAAUACGGGCUUAUUUUUCAUUCAUCUUUUAUUGGACGUGCAUCUGCUAAAAACAAGGGUCGAAUGGCUCGAUAUCUAGCAAACAAGUGUUCUAUUGCUUCUCGAAUCGAUUGUUUUUCAGAGAAAAGUAGUACGUCAUUUGGUGAUAAACUUCGUGAACAAGUUGAGGAGCGACUUGAUUUUUAUGAUAAGGGUGUUGCUCCUCGUAAAAAUAUUGAUGUCAUGAAAGCUGCUAUGGAAAAUGAUUCAAAUCAAGAUACAGAAAUGGAGGUGGAAAAUUUUUCAUCAAAGAAAAGCAAGAAAAAGAAAUCUAAAGAUAAUGAGGCUAGUGAUGAUGGUGAUAAAGAAAAUACGGCUGCAAAUGGAGAAUCUAAAUCUGAAAAGAAGAAAAAGAAGCGAUCACUUGAAGAAAGAUCAGAGUCCAAUGAGAAUGGCAAAGAAAAUGGGUGAAGAAACUGAAAAGAAGAAAAAGAAAAAGAAGAGCAAAGUCGUUGAGGUGGUUGAUGCUCCUACUGCUGUUAGUGAAGGCAAGAAGAAGAAGAAGAAGAAGAAAUCAUCUGUAGAGUGAAGAAGAUGUGUAGAUCCGAAUUUAGGGUUAAAUUGUGUUGUUUCCUAGCCAAGAACAAGCUAGGUGACUUCACAUCGAAUUUUGUUGCAACUUGGAAACUUAUAUUUGUGAGAUUUUUGGGUUUGUGGUGAAUCCUUGGUAUGCUAUC